CCGUGGCCGCGAGAACUUGCACUCAAACGGUCGACGCGUAUCGUGUGCGACGCAUCGCGAGCGUAAUCCGUGGCGUCGCGACGCUACUCAACUGUUGCUCCAAGCUGCGCGAAAGUUGCGAAACUUUUCAAGUAUCAGCGCUGUAUAAUAUUUCAUCAACUGCGUGUGUGAUUCGAAAUAAAUAUCAUCGAGUUGGUGAAAAACUUAAAGUGUAUUUGAGAAAAAAAUUGUGUGGGAAAGAUUUAUGAUGUUAUCACGCUUGACUAAAGCUUAAAUAACUAAAUAAGUGCUUCGAGUAAGAUACAUUAUAAAAAAUCAUCGGAUCUGCGCAAAAAUGGCGGCGCGCAGUUGUUCGAGCCGUGCAGAAGAGACUCGCAUUACAAGUGCUUUUAAUUAGAUCGAACGCGUCUCUUUAUCGUGCGAGCGGCGAAGACUUUCGGGCGAUGGCGAUGUCGAGGGAAUGCUAACGAACAAUGCAGAAGCCCCGUGAAUGUGGUGGCCUAAAACGCUUCUGGACGGCUGUGCGUUCGUCCAACUCGAGCAGCGCAAGCUCCCAGUGCGAGUCUGGAGGAGUAGAUGGUUCUCCACUGGAGGAAGUCCGGAAACCUGUCCCGAAUUGCUCGCUACCCCUGCUACAGGUAUGGCCUAGUUCCGACUCCCCGCGCGGCGAAGCCGACGGUCAGAGCUUCGUGUUUCCGGUUUGCGCCGAGGACGCAAACUGCGUCAUCUCCUGCUUCGAGGCGAACAAUCAUCACGAUUCCGGCAUCGAGUCAACUCAAGUGUCACCAUCACCGGUGCCAUGUCACUCAAUGAUCAAUCACACAUCCUCACCGCUCACCUCACCAACACCAAGCCUCCGACGGGAUCGAAGACCAUCGAGUUCUUUACUCCAUCCGGAUCAUGCGCGUAUCUUUCGUUCCUAUACGUCGUCAUCACCCGAGCAGACUUCGAUCGAGGAUAUGACCGAAUUGCAAAACGGACAUGUUGGAUCCCCCUCGUCAUCUACAACAUCAUCACUUACUUCGGUCGCUGCGGCGGUGGCGGCAAUCGGUCAGCGGGCCAGCGACCCAUGCGACAACCGUCGGCGGUCUUCCACCAUGACCGCCCGGUAUUCUCUCUUCGAUGCCUUGGAUUUAGAAUAUGCGCUUCUUCGUGCGGCCGCACGUGGUUCAGUUGGGCCUUACUCUCUCAGCGAAAGCCUGCACAAACUCACUUUUACUCAAAGUCUUGCCUUUCCAGCAUUGGCGCGUGGUUUGGCGAGCAAACGAAGACGCUCCCAGCAACAGCACGCCAGUCGUCCUUUGGAUCCCAACGAAAGUGGACUGAAUGCUUUUGCGAAAGUCGUCACAGCACUGGUGUUGGUCCUCGUCAGUGUUUUAGUGUUUGCAGUGGUGUAUAAAUUUGUGCGGACAUGAGGGUUGCUUCUCGCUCCUGGAGCAACAGGAGCGAGGGCUGGGCGUUUGACCUUGGUGAAGAACUCGACUUUGAUUAAUGAUGUGACAAUGCAAAGGACUUUUAAUCUUGAAACGUGAAACUUGUGACUUUAUAUACCAGAACAAUGUCAUCAUAUCAGAAUUAUAUUAUAAGACGAAAACCAGGAACAAAAAGCCUUUCGCAUAAAAAUUAAUUAAUCUAAUCACUAAAAACACAAAAUUUAAAAUUUUUAAUUUUAAAUUUUAAAAUGAAUUUAUUUGAAUUACUAUGAAACUGCAUAACAAUGUGUAUCUGUUGAUAGCAUAAUAAACGAGUCCUUGAAACAUGAUUGGUAAAGCUAUCGAUUAUCUUGUCAAGGAUUCAUCCAUUUAACAUGACAACGCAUACAUAUUUUUUCACAACGCUGUUGCUUAAGUGUAAACAUGAUGAAUAAAUGAAACAAAACGUGAUUUAUGAGGGGAAUUUAUUGUAAAUUCACAAAUCAAAUUUUAUUAAACGUAUAUUAAUCAGAUAAAAAUAAUAUAAAUGUAUAUAUCAAACAUAUUAUCGAUUCUAAUUGAAACUAAUCAUAAACAUAUUUUUCUUAACAGUGUGCUGUUGUCUCACGUAAAUUUUGGUCCAAAAAUUAAGAAUAAAUAAGUGCAAGUUGAAUAUUUGCGGGAUAAUUUGCGGAAAAUGCUUUUAAUGGUGUAUUAUUGUAGGUAUAUUAUUGUACGCUUUGUAUUUUUUUAUUUAUUGUGUAUUAGGUAUUUUAAUGUGUAUUUUGAUGGAGCGAAAAAUAUGAACGUUUUGUUUAAUAUUUAUUUAUGAAGAUAAACCCCAGUCUGUAUGUUUUCUUGUAUCAAAUGUACUAUCUAUAUAAAUGAAAUUUUAUUCUUGUUAUAUAAAUGACAAUCAAAUUACA
Messenger RNA from Dalotia coriaria, 2338 nucleotides. RefSeq lists its product as uncharacterized. The transcript is spliced from 5 exons. Bases 474 to 1415 code for a protein of 313 amino acids. NCBI's taxonomy places the organism in Eukaryota, Metazoa, Arthropoda, Insecta, Coleoptera, Staphylinidae. The record is from RefSeq and is a predicted model, not a curated record.